CGAGGCCGAACUGAUAGUGGACCUACCCUGCAACAACCAACCUUUCAUGCCUAUGCAAUUACUGCAUCUUAUAAUGGACGAAUCACUCAAAUGAACACCAAGAUCAUCGUUUCUCCAAAAGCAUCGGUGCUCCUUCUGCCUCCUGUUCAAUGGAGAAGAAGAGCCUCUUUGCUGAUGGAGUGUUCUGCAAUCACCCAUUCCAAGUCUUACUCAGUAUUUUAUUGGCUCUGGUUUUCACAGAUCCCCUCCAUAUUGGACCAUUAGGAGGCCACAACUUUAAGCCAGUUCAACACACCAUAGCACCAUAUGCAGAAGUCAUGGCCUCAUGGCCCAGAGAUAACCUUAGCAGGCUUAGGCUCGGAAAGCGCCAGUUCGUCAACGAGGUUUAUGGCCCGGAAUCCCUGGAAUUUGACCUCCAGGGUCGAGGGCCUUACACAGGGUUGGCUGAUGGCCGAGUUGUCAGGUGGAUGGGAGAUUCUGCUGGGUGGGAGACCUUCGCUCUGGUCUCCCCUAACUGGUCUGAAAGCGUGUGUGCAAAUGGAAUCUACUCUACAACACACAAGCAAUUCAAGCACGAAGAACAAUGUGGCCGACCACUUGGUCUGAGGUUUGACAGACAAACUGGGGAUCUCUACAUUGCAGAUGCAUACCAUGGCCUGUUGGUCGUGGGUCCAAAUGGUGGAAUAGCAACCCCUCUUGCUCCACAGGUUGGUGGAAGGAGGAUCCUAUUUGCAAAUGACCUUGACAUUCACAAGAAUGGAUCCAUCUUCUUCACAGACACUAGCAUGAGAUAUAACAGACAGAACCACUUCUUUAUACUGUUGGAAGGAGAAGCAACAGGAAGGCUACUCAAAUAUGACCCAUACACCAGAACAACUUCUAUUGUUUUGGAUGGCUUGGCAUUCCCAAAUGGAGUACAAAUAUCUAAGGACCAUACAUACCUUCUCUUCACAGAGACAACAAAUAGCAGGAUAAUGAAGUACUGGCUGGAAGGGCCACAGAGAGGCAACCUGGAGGUUUUUGCAGACUUGGCAGGGUUCCCUGACAAUAUAAGAUCAAACAACAAAGGCCAAUUCUGGGUGGCAAUUGAUUGCUGCAGAACACCGAUUCAAGAGCAUCUCUCCCGUCACCCGUGGAUCAAAAGCAUCUACUUCAGAUUGCCAUUCAAGCUGAGCAUCCUAGCCAGGCUAAUGGGAAUGAGGAUGUACACAGUUAUCACACUCUUCAAUGAAAACGGAGAGAUUGCAGAAGUUAUGGAGGACCAAAGAGGUGAAGUAGUCAAGCUGGUCAGUGAAGUUCAAGAGUUUGAUGGCAAGCUAUGGAUAGGCACUGUUGCCCAUAACCACAUUGUGACUCUCCCAUUUCCCCCACGUUCAAAUGAGUAAACAUUUGGUUCUUAUUGUAUGGUCUGUUCAUCAGUAUGAAAACAGUUCUGAAGGAAAUAAUUGGCCGCUAUUGUAUGAGCUAGUUGCCAAUAGGAGUGGCUCCUAAGCAACAUAGUGUCUUAGGCUUCCCUGACAUAGUAGU
Messenger RNA from Nymphaea colorata (pocket water lily), 1527 nucleotides. Its product is annotated as protein STRICTOSIDINE SYNTHASE-LIKE 13. NCBI's taxonomy places the organism in Eukaryota, Viridiplantae, Streptophyta, Magnoliopsida, Nymphaeales, Nymphaeaceae. The transcript has 4 exons. Gene Ontology annotation, biological process: biosynthetic process. Gene Ontology annotation, molecular function: strictosidine synthase activity. The coding region runs from base 150 to 1385 and encodes 411 amino acids. The record is from RefSeq and is a predicted model, not a curated record.